Misgurnus anguillicaudatus (oriental weatherfish) is the source of this 1202-nucleotide messenger RNA. The record is from RefSeq and is a predicted model, not a curated record. Lineage: Eukaryota; Metazoa; Chordata; Actinopteri; Cypriniformes; Cobitidae.
AAAAAAAUAUGAUUAUUUGAAAAUAAAUACAGUUUCUUAAGCAACAAUUAAAGAAUGAAGGAAAUACAAUAUGAUCUUCGGCUUCCAAAUCUUAUUGCCAUGAUCAGUGUCUUUGAAGUUGGUUUCUUAUAUUAUUUAUGUAUUUCACAGAUCUGAGCAAGAUAUGUUGUCUGCAGACAACCAUGGAUGGAUGAAGGAUAAGCCUUUAGAGAAGUUCAGUCUGAAUGUCAAUGACAGCAAGAAAAUGCUUAAUCAUUUAAACCAGUUAAGCAAAAUUAGGAUGGACCAGCACACCAGGAUGACAUUCAUUUGGAAGGAAAAUGCUCUGCUGUUUAUUGCUUUGUUCAGUAAGCAUCGCUCUAAAAUGGAGCAGUUCCUGUCAGAUCUGGAAGAAAGUGCAGUUCAACUGGACAAGAUGAAGAUGAGGGGCAGUAUCUUCAAUAUAGCUGGUAGUUCAGUGGGGAUAGUAGGAGGUGUCUUGUCCAUUGUUGGCAUUUCUCUCGCUCCUGCCACUGUUGGGGUGUCUUUGGCUCUCACUUUUGCAGGGCUUGGUCUGGGAGUGGCCAGUAGUUUGGUCACAGGUAUUACUGAAAGUGUCAACAAUUACCAUUGUAAAAAUGCACAAAGACUUUUCCAAGAAUGUAUCCAUAAUGUGGAAAAGAUUCAAAGCUGUUUGAACAAUGAUGUUAACCAUGCCCUCUUUAUAGAUCUCUUUUUCAUUAGCAAAGACAGUAUAAGUCUUGCAAAAGGGAGCAAGAGUGAAACAUCUCCGCUCAUUCGCUCCAGAGUAACUCUGUGGAAAUCCGAACUUGAUGCCUGGCAGAAGAUUUAUGAUUCUUUAUGCAUAGGGAUAUGGAGGUAUAGGAAGAGCCAGAAACUGCUGGAACAACCAUUUUAUCCUUAUAAGAAGAGUAUAAUAAUGAGAAUAUGGGAAAUGUUCAUAUAUAUUAAAAAUAAGAUUUGUUUGAAGUUGAAAAAAAUUAAGAUGUGCAUUAAAUCUUUAUAUUUGAAAUUGUUAGACCAGUUAGACCAAAUAUUUUAAUGGCGUCCCUGAGCAUGUUUGAUCAAGCCUCGCAAUAUGUUAAAAUAUGAUUGAGAACUUUGCUUGAUUCACAGCACACAAAUAUUUUCAUUUUUUAAAGUAAAAAUGAUUUUGAUUGAAGUGUUUGCUUUUGCAAAGAUGUGUUAGGAUUUGCAUUUUG